CUGCUGACCUACACUCUGGAGACUUUGGUCAGCCUAUCGUCACAUGGUGAAGGCAAACCCUUAAAAAACCUCCAAGCUGCAUGCCCGAGACCCCAGUCUUCUGUUGUGUGCAACACACCAGCUGGUCUUGGUGUUCGUUCUGCUUUCUCUACCCUAGAAGGCCUCCGAGGUAACAUCAUGUCAGACACUGAGGAAAUUGUGGAGGAGUACGAAGAAGAGGAGGAGGUGAAUGAGGAGGAAGAAGAAGUUGUAGAAAAGGAACUGGAGGAUGAUGAAGCAGAGACGAAAGAAAAGCAUGCAGAGGAGAACGAGCAGGAGGAGGACUCCAAAUGGCGGCCUAAGACAACUUAUGUGCCAAACAUUGCUCCUCCAAAGCUCCCUGAUGGUGAGAAGGUGGAUUUCGAUGACUUGCACCGAAAGAGAGUAGAAAAGGAUUUCAACGACCUCCAGACCCUGAUUGAGUCGCAUUUCUCCACCCGCCAGAAAGAGGAGGAAGAGCUGGUCGCGCUGCGUAACCGCAUUGAGCGCCGUCGAUCAGACAGAGCAGAACAACAACGUGUCCGCUCCGAGGAGGAACGUGAACGGCAAACACGUCUGGCCGGGGAGAAGGCGAGGCGUGAGGAGGAGGCAGCCAAACUGCGCGCCGACGAGGAGGCAAAGAAGAAGAUGAUAUUCACCAACAAGUCCUUUGGCGGCUACCUGCAGAAGGUGGACCAGAAGAAGGGCAAGAAGCUGACAGCACGGGAGGAGAAAAAGAAGGCCCUGAUGGAGCGCCGGAAGCCACUCAACAUCGACCACCUGAACCAGGAGAAGCUUGCGGAGAAGGCGCAGGACCUGUGGCAGUGGCUCCACCAGCUGCAUGCAGAAAAGUUUGAGCUGGCCGAAAACCUCAAGAGGCAGAAGUACGACAUCUACGUGCUCCGAAACCGAGUCAGCGACCACCAGAGGGGCUCCAAAGCAUCCAAGACCUCCCGCGGGGCCAAGGGCAAGUCUGGUUCCUGGAAGUAAACUAGACUGCCUCUAGUUGUUUCUGGACUAUUUGUCUCCUUUUUACAACAUGUGUCAUGAAAGCUAUCCUAUGGAUUGUAGGGCUGAACGAAAUCUAAUUGCGAUUUUUCUGCCAGAUAUUGCGAUUGUGAUUCGAUUCACGAUAAAAAAAGGAAGUUAAAAGUAAAAAGUUUAGCUAAAGUUCAAUAUUCACUUGGAGCAUUAUAACACGAGACACCAUCAAAACUGCUCUAUAUUCUUAUGUAAUGAUGAGAACAUAGAUAUGAACUUCUAGAAAUAAGUGUUUUUCUUUUAACAAGCAUGGGACAUUGAACAGUCAAACAAGUAACUGUUUCUA
Sander lucioperca (pikeperch) is the source of this 1345-nucleotide messenger RNA. It is a transcript of the gene tnnt2c, whose product is annotated as troponin T2c, cardiac. Lineage: Eukaryota; Metazoa; Chordata; Actinopteri; Perciformes; Percidae. Gene Ontology annotation, biological process: sarcomere organization; cardiac muscle contraction; regulation of muscle contraction. Gene Ontology annotation, cellular component: troponin complex. The record is from RefSeq and is a predicted model, not a curated record. Bases 178 to 1008 code for a protein of 276 amino acids. The transcript has a single exon. Gene Ontology annotation, molecular function: troponin C binding; tropomyosin binding; troponin I binding.